AUGCAGCAGCAGGCAGCUAUCAAGACCUCACUCACCACCCCAAAAUCCAAAGCUACCGUCCGCAGUGAUGCUUACAAAGCGAUCAUGUCGAAGUCAUGGGCAUCGACACUGAGGUUACCUAAAUCUACCUUUCCACCGCGCCCGCUCCCGCAGUUCCAAGCCGACUACCUGCGCCGAUCCGCCGACGACUUUUACAAAUGGCAGUCCUCCAAUGAGUCGAGGCCCGGUUUCAUCCUGCAUGACGGUCCCCCGUACGCCAAUGGAGGCCUUCACGUCGGUCAUGCCUUGAACAAGAUCUUGAAGGACAUGAUCAACCGGGUCAAGGUCCAACAAGGCUACCGCAUACGCUACAGGCCUGGUUGGGAUUGCCAUGGCCUCCCCAUCGAGUUAAAGGCUGUCGGCACCUCUGGCGGCAAGGACAUGAGCGCCGUCGAGAUACGCAAGGCCGCUAGACAGCUCGCCUCUACUACGGUGCUGGAGCAGAUGGGCGGCUUCCAAUCAUACGGCGUCAUGGCCGACUGGGAUGCGCGAUGGACGACUAUGGACCCUGAUUUCGAAAUACGGCAGCUACGCCUGUUUCAGCAGAUGGUCCGUCGAGGCCUCAUCUACCGCAAGAGCAAGCCUGUAUACUGGUCACCGUCCUCGAGAACCGCGUUGGCUGAGGCCGAGCUGGAGUACAACGAGAAUCAUGUCUCGACGGCCGCUUACGUGCGAUACCCCAUCAUCGGCGGGCCGUCCUUGGGCGGGUUCUCGGGCCAGCUCUACGCCAUCAUCUGGACCACCACCCCCUGGACACUCCCGGCAAACAGGGCCAUUGCGAUCCACGACGAUCUCGAUUAUGCAGUCAUCUCUGUCAACGGAAGCGCCUAUCUUACUGCAGUUAGCCGUCUCGAAGCUGUUAAGGGUCUCUUCACCGAAGAGGAACCCCAGGUCGUGGUGGCGUCGAUGAAAGGCUCCGAACUAAAAGGGUUAAAGUACCGUAACAGACUGCAGGGCGCCCAAUCCGCUGCCCAACCCAUUAUCCACGCAGACUUUGUAUCGGACGACUCUGGAACCGGCUUGGUUCAUGUCGCUCCUGGCCAUGGCUUUGAGGACUACGAGGCUUGUGCAGAGCUCGGCAUCGACGCCUUCGCACCCAUCGAUGACGAGGGCAAUUUCACACGUGAAGCCUUCCCCGAUGCCCCCGAAAGGUUGACCGAGGCUUCUUCCAUCCUCAAGGGUGGCAGCAAGGCUGUCCUCGCCCUGAUCCAAGAUGACGUCUUGAACGCCGCAAAGUACAAGCACAAGUACCCCUAUGACUGGCGGACGAAGCAGCCCGUUGUCAUGAGGUCCACGGCCCAGUGGUUCGCCGACGUCGGCAGCAUCAAGGACGAUGCCAUCAACGCGUUGAAGGAAGUCAAGUUCGUGCCGCCUUCGGGGCGCACCCGCCUCGAGAGCUUCGUCGUCGGCCGCAGCGAGUGGUGCAUCUCGCGUCAGCGGGCCUGGGGAGUGCCCAUUCCUGCUCUGUACGAUGUCAAUGGAGAUGCUGUGGUGACAGAGGAAUCUGUCGACCACAUCAUCUCCGUCAUCCAGCAGCGCGGCAUCGACGCCUGGUUCUCCGAUGCUCCUGAUGAACCUGCCUGGUUCGCCCCGUCUCUCAAGGGGCAAUACCGCCGGGGCACCGAUACCAUGGAUGUCUGGUUUGACAGCGGAAGCAGCUGGACCGAAAGCCGCGGACAAGCCGACGUCUACCUCGAAGGAUCUGACCAGCAUCGCGGCUGGUUCCAGUCCAGUCUGCUGUCCUACGUCGCCGCCCAAAGAGCUGAGAGCGACGGGGCAUCUCAGGCGCAGCCCAAACCCCCGUUCAAGACACUCAUCACGCACGGCUUCACCUUGGAUCAGGCCGGCAAGAAGAUGUCAAAGUCGAUUGGCAACACCAUCACGCCUGCCCAAAUCAUGGACGGCACCUUGCUGCCCCCGAUCAAGGUCAGGGGCAAGGACAAGAAAGCCGGCGCGGGCCCGACAUACGAAGCCUUGGGCCCGGACGCGCUCCGUCUGUGGGCCGCCAGCUCCGAGUAUACCAGGGACGUCGCCAUCGGCCAGUCGGUCCUGAAGUCGGUCCACACGAUCUUGGUCAAGUACCGCACCAUCAUCAAGAUGCUGACCGGCUCGAUGCACGAGUCGGCCCGUACCGCUCCGGCUACGGCCCUGGACCACAUCGCGCUCGUGCAACUGAAGGACGUCAUGGAGGAAGUCCACAGGGCGUUCGCGGCGCACGAGUUUUACAAGGCCUUCAACGCCCUGAAUCGCUGGGUCGCCAACGACCUGUCGGCCUUUUACCUGGAGGCCAUGAAGGACCGCCUCUACUGUGGUGACGGCGGCGGCGUCCUGGAGCCCAUAUUCUUGGGCUUCCUCCGGAUGCUGUCGCCUAUGACGCCCCUUCUGGUCGAGGAGGCAUGGGAUCAUCGUCCCGACUACAUGAAGGCGGACAGCACUAUCCUCCACCCUCUCUACACCCCGCGCGACGCGCCAAUUCACGACCGCGCCCCAUCAGCUAUCGGAGAGGCAUCCAUCCGCAGGGACCUCCCCGUGCUCAUGUCCGUCUCCGGCGCCGUCAAGGCGGCCCUUGAGAAGGGCCGCCUGGCCAAGGUCCUCGGGUCGUCGCUGCAGUCCUUGGUCGUCGUGACCACCGAGGACCAGGCGGUCGCCGGCGUGCUGGGCAAGUACGGCGACGAGCUGGAGGCCAUGUUCGUCGUGUCGUCCGUCGAGACGAACGCGGAGAUCCCCUCCGAGAGCGAGUGGCGCUACGAUGAGGCAUUCGAGGUCAACGGCGCCAAGGGAACCGUGUCCGUGCUGCCGCCGAAGGAGCACAAGUGCUCUCGGUGCUGGCGGUAUAUCGCGCCCAAGGAGGACGCGUUGUGCGGCCGCUGCGAGGAUGCUGUAUCUGACUUGUAA
Molecule: messenger RNA, 2934 nt
Organism: Colletotrichum higginsianum IMI 349063
Lineage: Eukaryota; Fungi; Ascomycota; Sordariomycetes; Glomerellales; Glomerellaceae
Product: isoleucyl-tRNA synthetase
Exons: 4
Coding region: 1-2934 (977 amino acids)
Biological process (GO): isoleucyl-tRNA aminoacylation
Cellular component (GO): cytosol
Molecular function (GO): aminoacyl-tRNA deacylase activity; tRNA binding; isoleucine-tRNA ligase activity
Source: RefSeq, a predicted model, not a curated record